ACGGCCAUUUUGGUUUCGGGCGGCCGAAUAAGGGAGGCGGAGUAUGCAGCGUGGAGGCGGGCCAGCCGCACGGAAGUGACGUAAGGCGCCGCCAUGUCUUUUGAGGGCGGCGACGGCGCCGGGCCGGCCAUGCUGGCUACGGGCACGGCGUGGAUGGCGUCGGGGCGCCCCGAGGAGCUGUGGGAGGCAGUGGUGGGGGCUGCUGAGCGCUUCCGGGCCCGGACAGGCACGGAGCUGGUGCUGCUGACUGCCGCGCCGCCCCCACCGCCCCGCCCGGGCCCCUGUGCCUAUGCAGCCCACGGGCGUGGGGCUCUGGCCGAGGCCGCCCGCCGCUGCCUCCACGACAUCGCCCUGGCCCACAGGGCCGCCGCUGCUGCCCGGCCCCCCGUACCCCCGCCAGCACCACAGCCACCCAGUCCUGCGCGGAGCCCACCUCGGCCUACCCUGGCCAGGGAGGACGAUGACGAAGAUGAGGACGAGCCGACAGAGACUGAGACCUCUGGGGAGCGGCUGGGUGUCAGCGACAACGGAGGGCUCUUUGUGAUGGACGAGGAUGCCACACUCCAGGACCUGCCCCCCUUCUGUGAGUCGGACCCCGAGAGCACAGACGAUGGCAGCCUGAGUGAGGAGACCCCUGCUGGCCCCCCAGCCUACUCAGUGCCGCCGGCCUCAGCCUUGCCCACACAGCAGUAUGCCAAGUCCCUGCCUGUGUCCGUGCCCGUCUGGGCCUUCAAGGAGAAGAGGACAGAAGCACGGUCAUCAGAUGAGGAGAACGGGCCGCCCUCUUCGCCGGACCUGGACCGCAUCGCGGCGAGCAUGCGCGCGCUGGUGCUCCGGGAGGCCGAGGACACCCAGGUCUUCGGGGACCUGCCGCGACCGCGGCUCAACACCAGCGACUUCCAGAAGCUGAAGCGGAAAUACUGAGGCUCGGGGAGCGCGCUUCCCGGCCCACCGUCCGCCCCGCCCCACACUACACCCCUGCCCCGCCCCCGGGGCCGGCCAAUCCGAGUCCGACCCGGGACCGGCCUCUCAGGUCCCCGGGGCUCCGGGAUUGCCCCCUCCCUCCCAAUCCUGCUGUCCUUCCCUCCACGAUCCUCUCACGCGCCGAGGAGUGGGACCUAUCUAGUUUCCCUAUUGCGUCUGUUGCCGCUUGCUUUGCCCGGCGACAGAUUCGUUCGAUUAAGGGAUUGGGUCGCUCCCAGAUCGGGGCGUGGCUAGUUUAAAGCCCUCGCAGGGGUUACCCGUCUUUUUUUUGCCUAGCAACAAGGGCUUUGCCCGCGCGGCAUUGGUUGAAAGAGAACAGUCAAGCCCCAGGAUUGGGUAGUGGCAAGCCUGUUCGGCCUAGAGAAUGGGAAACUCCUUCAUUUGAUUGGCUUGAACCCAAAGGGCUUAACCAAUAUCCUGGGAGUAGCCAUUCCCCCGUUCCUGGGUUUUCCCCGCCUGAUUGGCUCUAGACUCCUGAGGGCGUGGCCAAACCUUCCUCCUGUGCCCAGGAUUGGCCUGCGGCCUUAAAUUUACGUUCUUUACACUACUGGGACUGGGGUCGUUUCUGACCGAGUCCUGACUACGUUCCCCUCUGUCCCCUUCCAGGGAUGGCCCAAUCCUGUCCCUGCAUCUGACACCCUCUCAUUGGUUCCAUCCCAUAACAGCCUGCCAAUCGUAGUUCGUCCUUGCAUCCAGGACGGCACCAGCUCCCGCCCCUCUCCCCCCACCCCCACAGGUGCCUUAAAGGGCCCUCGUCCACCCAAGGUUGGGGGCAGGGGCCCUCGCUCUCCGGCCCUUGUGUGGGGGGAGAGAGUCGUGGGUGGGGAUCGGGAGUUGGGAGGGAUGGUCUGAGAUUAAAGAGUUUUACCUCUGACAAA
Messenger RNA from Mustela lutreola (European mink), 1862 nucleotides. It is a transcript of the gene AKT1S1, whose product is annotated as AKT1 substrate 1. NCBI's taxonomy places the organism in Eukaryota, Metazoa, Chordata, Mammalia, Carnivora, Mustelidae. Bases 94 to 924 code for a protein of 276 amino acids. The record is from RefSeq and is a predicted model, not a curated record. The transcript has 5 exons. Gene Ontology annotation, biological process: negative regulation of protein kinase activity; negative regulation of TOR signaling; neurotrophin TRK receptor signaling pathway. Gene Ontology annotation, cellular component: cytoplasm.